Aphis gossypii (cotton aphid) is the source of this 1918-nucleotide messenger RNA. RefSeq names its product regulator of microtubule dynamics protein 1-like. The transcript has 7 exons. Lineage: Eukaryota; Metazoa; Arthropoda; Insecta; Hemiptera; Aphididae. The record is from RefSeq and is a predicted model, not a curated record. Bases 261 to 1175 code for a protein of 304 amino acids. Gene Ontology annotation, cellular component: spindle microtubule; mitotic spindle pole; cytoplasm. Gene Ontology annotation, molecular function: microtubule binding.
UGAUAAAUGAUAAUAGGUACUUAACGCAUUCGGAUCUUCAUUUUAAUAUUUUAUUUAUUAUUUAUUAUUAUUACUAUAAACAGUAUAAACUAUUAUUGGUAGUAGAAAAGUACCAAAAUCAUUAACUAGUCAGAUAAGUACUUAACUACUUAAUAUUUACCGCUUACUUAGUAAUCAUUUAUUUUUAUUAUUACCGCCGGCGACCAAAGAUAGUAAACGACGGAUUUGUAACGAAGCUGCCUUUGUUCUCUCCAUAAAACAUGUUCCGAAACCGGGUAAAACACAUUAGUUGGUUCGUUUACGAAUCGUUCACACGAACUAUUGGAUACCGGCAGGCCCGUCGUGCAGUCAAGUGUUCGCCAAAUGUCCGACUUCCAAUGGUGUUGAGCUUAUCUUUUCCUCUUUUUGGUUAUAACAAGACAAAUUUAACUAACAACAAUGAACUGGAGUUAGCCGUUAACAACGAUGAACUAGUCUUGGAACAAAAGCUGAUUGAAGCCGAUCAGCUAUUCCUGGCGAAUAAGUUUGAAGAUGUAGUAAAACUACUUGGAGAGUACAAGGACAAAAAUAAUGUACAAGUACUAUGGCGUUUGAGCAAAGCUGAGUAUAAUAUGAGUUUAGAUGAAAACAUUAGCAAGGAGAAAAAAAAAUCUUUGAUAUCAUCCGCACAUGAAUCUAUUAUUAAAGCAUUAAGCAUUGAUUCAAAUAUAUCAGAAGUUCACAAAUGGGCUGCUGUCUUAAUUGAUGCAUACAGUAAUAUCAAUUUAGGAGUCAAAGAACAAUUACUUAAAUUGGAAACCGUGAAAUUUCAUUUGCAAAAAGCAUUGGAACUAAAUCCAAAAGAUCCAUUUUCACGAUACAUGAUUGGUUAUUGGAGUUAUAAUCUUGCUGAUAUCUCUUGGUUUCGGAGAAAACUUGGAUCAAUUUUACUUGGCACUGAAAUUCCUACAUCCACAUAUGAAGAAGCAUUAGAAUAUUUUAGAGAAGCUGAAUCAAUUCAACCAAAAUUUUACUGCAAAAAUCUUCUUAUGUUGGGUAAAACAUUUUUGAAAAUGGAUAACAAGUUUAGCGCAGAGUAUUAUCUGAAACUAGUCACUCAAUAUCCUGUUAAAACUGUUGAGGACCAUCAAGCCAAAAUUGAAGCAGAAAAAAUUCUCAAAUCAUCAUUCGGGUAAUAGUAACUGGAUUAUUAUCAUCACUACUUUUGAAAGUACUAAUUUCUAAGUGUAUUUAUAAUGUUUUAACUACCUAUCACAUUUUUUAAUAUCUCAAGCAUUUCAGUGUAAAUAAAACUUCAGAGUUUAGCAUCUCUAUUCUUCAAUGAUCUUUAAACUAUAGCCUGUAGCUCAAAUUGAAAAUUUUCCUAUUUAUAUACAUGCAUUGUUAUUAUUAUCUUAAUAAAAACUUACCAGUAAAUAACUUAUUAUUUGAUUCAUUAAAAAAAAAAAAAAAAUUUUAACUAGUUAAAUUAUUAAUUCAUAUUUAUUAGUUAUUGUAAUUCAAAUAUCUAAAUUUAUAGAAAUUGUAGUUUAAUAUAUAAGUGACUAUGAUACUAAUCUUAAGUUUAAUUAGGUAUAGCUUUAAGUUGUCUUUUUUACUGUCACUAGUCCUACACUUAUUAUAAAAUGCUUAAAUUAUAAAAUAAAUAAAUGUAAACUUUGUAGUUAGAGUUAAAAAAAAAUUUGCUAGUCAUUUCAAUGUAUAUUUAUGAUUUUAUUGAAUAGUAUUGUGUUUAGACUUUAAACAAAAUGAUCUUUUUUAUGUUUAUUUUUAUAUAUUUAUGAUUUGUUAAAGUUAGAUACAGUAUUAUAUCAUAUAGUAUUUAUAUGAUGUUCCUUUAAAGUGCUGUGCUUUUUGUUAGUUAUACAUUUUUUACUUUUGUUAUGAAAAUAAACUAUUAUCACUUGAGCAAUCCGUG